Harpegnathos saltator (Jerdon's jumping ant) is the source of this 2875-nucleotide messenger RNA. RefSeq names its product protein SON. NCBI's taxonomy places the organism in Eukaryota, Metazoa, Arthropoda, Insecta, Hymenoptera, Formicidae. The record is from RefSeq and is a predicted model, not a curated record. Gene Ontology annotation, biological process: regulation of mRNA splicing, via spliceosome; regulation of cell cycle. The coding region runs from base 209 to 2728 and encodes 839 amino acids. Gene Ontology annotation, molecular function: RNA binding. The transcript has 12 exons.
AUCAAGUGCUAGACUGGAGAAUGGCGUAUGGGUACACCCUUCUACCUAAAGCCAUAUACCGAACUGAACUGAACUGAAGUGCUAGACUGCGCGAGGUUAAAAUUGAUUUUGAUCUACUAUUUAUAUAGUUGCAAACGACGUAAGCAAGAUACUUGCGUGCCUUUUGAAACAAGUGGAAUACUCGUUUUUUUAUUAGAAAUACAAAUAUAUGAGUGUGAUGACAAAUUUAUUUGAUCUCGCUCACUUGAUAACGACUGUCGGUGUUGAUGGUGUAAAAAUCAAGCCGGAGCCCGGAUUACCUGAAAAAUCAUCAAAUGAGAUAUUAACAGAGCUUUUCAGUACAUUUGAUGCGGAUGCUGAUGCGGACGCGGACGAUUGUGUCAUAUCUUUAGGGAACACUGACCAACAAAUAUCAAAUGACAAUGCCGCCAAAACGACUAAACUUCAGACAAAAAAGAAAAAAAGUAAGAAAAAACAUAAACACAAGGAGAAGAAAUACAAGAAAAAAUCAAGGCACAACUCCUCAGAUAGUAAUAGCGAUGCCGAAGGUAACAAAAAAAAGAAGAAACAUAAGAAGAAAUCUAAACGAAGACAUGAAUCUGUUUCCAGUAAAUCAUCUGAUUCAGAUCAUUCAAGAGCCAAAAUAAUGAAAUUAGAUAGUAACGAUCUUAAAACUGAUUAUCCAAAUAUAUCUGACAUGUCAGAGAAGAAUAAUAUGAAAGAUACAACAAAAUUAGAUGAUCCAAAUAAAAAAGAGACAGUAGAAACAGAUAUCAAUGAUUUUGGUAGUCCUCCAUUACCACCUAUAUCAAAGAAAAAGGAUGAGUCUGAUGAGCCAAUAAUACCUAAACUUACUGAAAAGAUAAAACAAUCUGUUCAAGGAAAAAUAUUAAUAAAGGAUCUCAAGAACAGUACUAUUUACAACGAAACUGUUAAAGCAAUUGAAAAUAAGAAAAAAGCAAAAGAAGCUAAAAUGGAAGAUGGUGAACUGUCUGAUAGUAGUAAUGAUAACAGGACGCCUACUUUAAGUCCCACUCCAUCUCGAGAUAAUUUAUUCAGGUCACCAUCUUUCAGCCCAAAUAGGGAUAAGAAAAAAAGUAGAAUGCAUAGUCCAACAAAAAGUUCAAUGAAACCUGAUCUUAGAUUAGUUUUGAGAGAGAAGGAAAAGAAGAAAUUGGGGGUUAAUGAUCAAAAAGAUGAUUCCAAUCACAAAGAUACAAAAGACAAGGAUAAAAGGAGCAGAAGCUGCCAUUCACAAGAUAGAAAAAGAUCAAGAUCACGAACGCGAUACAGCUCGCAUCGCAGUAGAAGCCGUGGAAGAGAAAAGUGGAGAGACAAAAGUAGAGAAAAACGUGAUAGAGAUAAGAGCAAUGAAAAGCGAGAUUUGGGUAAGAGUAGAGAGAGACGCAGAUAUAGGAGUCGCAGUGAAGAUAGAAAUAAAGAUAAAUAUACACGAGGUCGGAGUCGAAGCAAAGAAAGGAAAGAACGGAUAGAAAUUGAUAAAAAAAAACUCUUAGAAAUUGCAAGAAGAAACGCUAUAAAUAUGAUAAAGCAAGGAACUUUGCCAUUAGCUCAACAGGAUAAAGCUAUUGCUGCUAUACAGUCUGGAGGAAAAACAGUGGAUGAACUUACAGAUUUUUGUAAAACAUUAUCAAAAUCUGAAGCACUAGGUGAAUUAUCUAAUAUCUCAUCUGAAGAGGAAAGUGAAUUUGAGAAAGGAUUUCAUCACCCUUUUCUCCUGAAGGAAAGACCUAGUUCUAUUAUAAUGAAUAUUAAGGAUGCAAAACAACUACCGACAAAGACGUUCCAAGAAAAAGCAGCUGAGACAUCAAAUCAGCUGCGAUUACAGUUUCCUGUCUCCAGCGGACAACAUCACAGAAAGACUGAAAGCGAAUGGAUGCCAGUCAUACCAAAGAAACCAGAACCGAAAAAGUUAUUUGUGCCAGCAUCUACAACAAAUAGUUCAUCAACAAUAAUGCAAUCAUCACCUGUACAACCUCCUGUGCAACCGAUACAGACAACCAUUUUUCCAACGACAACAGAGAUCGUCGACAUAGGUUCCAUAGUAUCUCAAAGAUUAGCAGCCAUGAGAAAAUUAAGAGAAAAUCCAAACGAUGUUAACGCUUUGAAUGCGAUGCAUCAAGCACAAAGUGAGAUGAAAACUUGGGCCGAGAGUAAGCAGAUGCCAGGUCAGUUCACGGGUAGUACAGGAGCCAAAGUGCUCACACCUGCAGAAUUGUCAUCAGGUUAUCAAGCCUGGGCACGUAAGGAUCAAUUACUAUCAGCACAGCCUGUAUCAGGUGGAAUGGGUAUGGCGUUGCUACAGAAGAUGGGAUGGCGGCCAGGUGAAGGCUUAGGCAAAAACAAAGAAGGAGCUUUGGAGCCGCUGCAGUUAGAAGUUAAGUUGGACAAAAAAGGAUUAGUUUCUGAACAAGAUAUUGGGCAGAAAGGUAACAAAGCAGUGAAGCCUGUAGUAUCAACAGUGAAAACAUUGGAAGGCAAACAUCCAGUGUCGUUAUUGGGUGAAUAUUGUUCAAAAAAGAAACUAGGAGCACCAGUUUAUGAUCUGUGCUUCGAGUGUGGGCCAGAUCAUAGGAAAAAUUUCUUGUUCAAAGUAAAGGUAAAUGGUAUUGAAUACAAGCCAAGUGUAGCGAGUCCUAACAAGAAACAAGCAAAAGCAGAAGCUGCACAAAUAUGUUUGCAAACUUUGGGUCUAUUACCUUGUUAAUUAUGUGUAUCACUAUAAUUAUAUAAAAAAUGUAAAUUAAUUAUUAUACAGCAAUUUUUAUUUCUUAUCGACACACUAUAUAUUGCUUUCAUAGGAUUAAUUUUGAAAAAAGUUAAACAACUGGCUGAUGCUGUUGAUCUCGUACAA